GCUAGUCUCAUUUUUUACUGAAGAGCGCCGUAACUUUACACUUGAAAACUUUAAUAUUCCUAAGUCGGUGAAUUAAUGAGAUUAUAAAAAAUGAAGGCGGCACCGGAGUCUAAGGAUAUACUGGAAUUUCAAUUUAAACAAUCCACUCAUCAGAAAAUAUCAGACGGAUUCAGCUCAAUCCCCGUAGCCUGUAGCCUAGUUGCGAUAGAUGGGAAACGUGGAUUGAUUUAUACGGCUUGCGACCAGAAAAUCACGGCCCUGAAAAGUGGCGACAAUCCAGACAAGGAGUGGAAAAAAGAAUUUGUUCUGCCAGCAAAAGUUACUCGCAUUGCAUUUAAUUGCGAUUGUUCAUUUUUAGCUAUCGUUUUUGAUUCUCCUACAGCUUACAUUUAUAAUGCUGCUUCAGUUGUACAACAGCAAUUGGAGCUCCUACGAGAGAUCAAAUUAUCGUCCUCAUAUAAUGUCCACGUUUUGGAUCUUCGAUGGAACCCUUGCAUCCCUGGGAUGCUGUGUACAGUAACAAGUGAUCACGCUAUAGGCAGUUUUAAUAUAACAUCUGACAAAAAUUCAGCAGUCCUAACAAUAUUGGAAAAAUUAGAAAAGUUAGAUGUGCUCUGUGUGGCUUGGAGUCCGAAGGGAAAACAAUUAGUAGUGGGAAGCAAGAAUGGAAGUUUACUACAGCUCAAACCAGAUUUGAAGGCAGCCAGAAUCAUUGCAGGUCCUGAUCCCAGCAUCGGGAGUGUCAUUGCUCUUUUAUGGAUCAGCAGUUACCAAUUUUGCGCUGCCUAUUUAAAUCCACAAGACUUACAAAUUAAUGUCCUCAUUAUCGAUGCCCCCAAAGGUGAAUCUAAGAGCAUCUUCACUUGUUACGAAGAUAUAACUUAUAGCUUGCCUGAUGUUGAAGGAAAAGAAGGCAAUCCGCCACGUUACUAUUUUGAACAUAUUGCGGAAUGGGGAUUAAUUAUUGCUGCCAGUAGUACCAGCAGUGAAAUUGCUGUGCUUGGCUCGCCAGAUAAUGGAACAACAUGGCAGCAAUGGCAGUUAGUUGACAGUGGAAGAGCUCAGCUACCCCUCGUGCGAACUAAUGAAACCUUUCCUGUUGGCCUGGCAGUAGAUAGAACAUCUGUAAACAAGCUGCCGUGGGGUGGAGAGGGUUCAACGCUCCCUUACCCUGUACCCCUACUUCACAUAUUUGGAACUUCAGGGCAGCUCUGUAGUUUCCAUAUGGUAAAUUUAAUGCCAGGAAUUCCGCCAGUCUGCUCUCCUCCAACUGAAACUCUUCCAUCGUUUAGUGAAAUACGCCCGAAUCUUGCUCCUACUGAAAUAUCAUUUAAUUUGGAUGGCAGAGUCACCAGUACUCCACGACCUAAACAAAUUGAGCCAAUCAUGGAUCGACCAACAUCAGCUGUAACCACAAACAUAUCACUGAAGGCCUCGGAAAUUUCUGUUCCACAAUCGAAAACUGAAUUGUUUGUAAGAAACUGCCCUAUUGAGAAGAUCGAAGUAUCAUCGAAAGUGGACACAUCACUAAUACCCAGCAAGGAAAUAAAAGAGACUGAGAAAGUCAGCAUCGACAGUAAUUUAUGUGUUUGGACAUAUGUGGAAGUAUGCAGUGAGUUUGAAAAAGAACUGAGUAGUCGUAGGGAAAUACAGUCCGUUGAUAUCGGCUCACCAGACGAACGUACACAACUUAUUGAUAAAUCUGAAAAUAUAGAACGCUUCUUAACAGAUUUACAGGAAACAACUGCUAGUUUGACCAGUGACAUGAAUUACUUGAAAGCUUUGUUGUUACAGACUUUUGCCUGGCUGGAAGAAACGAAAUCCAAAUGUUCUUCUAAUGCAUCGAGUAAUCCCCAAAAUCGAGGAAAUAAUAAUAAGUUGAAAGAAUUGCAAAAUCUUGUCUAUUAUAUUCAGUCUCAAUUGGAGCAAGCUGCUAGAGCUCUAGAUUACGAAUGGUUCGAGCAUAUGAAUAAAGAAAAAAAUAAAAUGAAGGUACCGAGACUUGAGUUUGUUCAUCAAAUCAUGCUUCAGCAUUCACAAUAUAUUGCCAAGGUGGAAAAUUUGAUUCAAGCUCAGGUUAAGAAAUGGAAAAGUCUUACACGUAGAGAUAUUACUUCCUCAUUAAAUAAAUCCUUGGCCGAUAUGUCUCUGGCUUCAUCUGUGAAUAACAAAGCUCCGAGUGGUGCUAUAGAGCACAAAUGUAGAGCAAUAGCACAGCGAAAUUGUAGCUUCAGCUGUAAGAAACAACGCACUUUGAGGAAUUUGUUGAAUCAAACCACGAUAAAGGUAAUCAAAACUGCAACCCCUUCAGCAAUUCAGGAUCGCUUGGAGGCAACAAUAUCUUCUCUGGCAAUGCAAAGUCCACCUAAAGAAGUACAGCGACGUAAAAAUAACUUAAUGGAAAAGCUGAUGCGGGAAGAAGCACUACCUGCACCUCCACCUAUCCCAGCUGCAAAAAGCCCCUUAGCAUCUUUGGAUCAAAUUGUCGCCAACAUUGGAUCUGUUGGAAUUCAGCCCAACCUCAAUAUACAGAAUAAAGCGCCAGCCUUGAUCACCACAUCUGCUUCCACCCCACCAAUCAAAACAUCGCAAGUUGGAGUACAACCUAAUAACACACAGAACAAGUCUACAGCAUCCAUUUCUCUUCCAUCGAUCAAAGUACCACAAGUGGAUGGCAAAGCACGAAUUGCUGCUGCAUUAGUAGCAUCGCAAACCCCAAUAACACCACAGUCUGUACAAAGCAAGCCAACUUCAGUUGCACUAUUCGGCACACCUGCUACACCUCAAAAACCCAUAAGUGGCAUCCCCAGUGGAAUGAAAUCUGUGACAAUAUCAGAAGUUUCUCCAUUUACUUCUUCUACUUCUAGAUCAUCAGUAUUGCCAUUGUUGCCUCCUGCACUGAUGCCAACUACAGUCGCAGCUAUUAAUAAGCCUUUACCAAAAAUUGACUCUCCUCCAUUCAAUUCUGUUAUUGCUAAAACUGAGGCACAAUCAAUACUUCCAACAUCUACCCCAACAAUCACUCCAAUAGUAGUUUCCACUUCUAUACAAACCAUCCCACAAUCCACUGUUAGUUUUAUGUCAACAGUUCAAACACAAGCUAGCCAAACGCCGACUUAUCCUAUCACACUAAAAACCUCAUCUAGUCCAGUCACAACACAAAGAGCAUUAACGACUACAACUUCGAUAAAUGUAUCAACGUCACUGAUAGAGAGUUUUUCUUUUGCAUCUAAAUCUGCAAGUAAUACUCCUUUUUCAUUCGCCUCAAAACCAGUAGCCAGCCCAACAUCGAGCGCAGCUCAGUCGUUAGAUCUGUCAGCUAUGGGCUUGGGUCUACAAACUUCUUCCAAUACUUCGAUCAAAAAUGUGACACCAACAACAACAAUGGCAACUGGUGGCUUUUUUGGAUCUGCUGGGACGUCGUCUCCUGGAUCAAUAUUUGGUGGAACUUCAACUAUCUUGAAAGAUAAGCCAGCAAAUCCAAUUUUUGGCAAUCCUCCUGGGUCUUCACUGUUUGGCGGGGUCUCAGCGGGUAGUAACAUAGUGUCUUCAUUUGGUGAAAGUGUAACACCUGGCACACCAAAGCUACCAGUUUUUGGUAGUAGCUCCACUGGCCUAACUACAUCUAUUUUUGGUGGAUCUGCUGCCAAUCCACUGAAGUCUGUUUCUGGUGAAACAUCGGCUGUAUCCACAGCUACAUCAGGAUUUGAGAAUUCCGCUAAUUUAACUUCAGCUUCAGUUUUUGGUGAUAUUUCUACCACUUCCAACGCUCCAUCAAUAUUUGGGGGUAAUUCUACUCAAUUUUCAAGUGCACCUGCUUUGGGAGGAACUACCAGUUCACCAGCAUCAAUUUUCGGCAAAGCUACUACCAAUCCCAUUAAACCACCAAUAUUUGCUGGUGACUCUGUCACUUCUCCGACAUCCUCCAUUUUUGGGAGACCUCCUGAUGCUGAAUCAUUCACGUUUGGUGCUAUUCCAGCUAGUUCUCCACCACUACCAGCUUUCGGAAGUGGUCUCACAAUUUCCACGAGUCCAUCAAUGUUUGGUGGAGCUAUUUCUAAUCCCCAAACUGCAUCAGUUUUUGGUGGUACAUCAUCAAAUCCUCCUACCUCAUCAGUCUUUGGUACAGUUACACCCUCAAAUCAAUCAACAUUCGGAGGGGCACCUGUAAUCCCUACUCCUACUACUAACAUCGGGUCAACUUCACCUACACUGACUGCUACCGCACCAGCAUUUAGCCAAACAGCAACUUUUGGUGCCAAGCCAGCAUUUGGAUCCACUUUUGGAACAUCAAAACCUAUAUUUGGCGGUGGAUUUGCAAAUACUGCAUUUUCAGGCGCUACACAACCUACAACUGCUUUCGGUGUUUUUGGUACGCCAUCCCCAUUAGGAGCUAACUCCAGUAGUAUCGGCAGCAGUUCAAUGCAGAAAGUAUUUGGUGAAAGCAGUGGAAGUAGUACUUUUGAAAAUCUUGCCACUCAGGAAGGCGGGUUAACUUUUGGCAAUCUAGCUCAGAAGCAACAAGAACCAGCAGCCCCACCGCCCUUUUCAGGAGGAAGCUCCUUCCAGAGUUGGAGGUAAUGAAAUCUACUGUGACCACAUCAAGAUUCAUCAAGACUAUCCCAGUAGAAGUCAAUCCGAUAAGUCUCUUUUUAUAAUAUGUAUGAAAGUCAUGUAGUAAAAUAUUU
Molecule: messenger RNA, 4688 nt
Organism: Diprion similis
Lineage: Eukaryota; Metazoa; Arthropoda; Insecta; Hymenoptera; Diprionidae
Gene: Nup214
Product: nuclear pore complex protein Nup214-like
Exons: 5
Coding region: 91-4581 (1496 amino acids)
Molecular function (GO): protein binding
Source: RefSeq, a predicted model, not a curated record